AUACUCGUCUUCAUGGUGACUCUAUUCGCUGACAUUUGCUCGAACUUCGACGAUCUGUCGAUCGUCACGGACGACGGAUGCAUCUUCGCCGGUAUCGUCGUCGUGUUCGUCAAGGUGAUGAUCUUCCAAACUCGUCGCGAGCAGAUUGUACGAUUGCUUCGCGACACCAUCGAUAGCUGCGAUCGACUCUGCGAAUUUCUCAUUGGCGAAGACGAGAUCCUGGACAAGUACCUGCUGCUCUGCCGCGUGACCUUCUACGGGUUUAGCGUCCUGGGCUUCUUCCUCGUGAUCGCCCUGCUGUUCGUCGUGCCUGUGGAGAAAGGCGAGCUCCCGAUCAGGGCGCGCUAUCCCUUCGACACGACCGUGCACCCGUGGCACGAGGUCGGCUUCUUCGUCGAGGCCUGCACCGUCUCCGUCGGCGUGACCGCCAUCAUCGGGAUGGACAGUUUGCUCACCAGUCUGUGCACUCUGUUUCUCGUGCAGCUCGAGAUUUUGAACGCGCACUUCAAGAGCUGCGGCAGCGACGGCCGGCACGACGACGCGACGCCAGACGAGACAGAUAAGCGAGACAGUCCGGGCAUCACCGGUAGAAACGCUUGUUACGGGGUAUCUUCUACGACCAGCUGCGGAAAGGAUAAUUAUGAUCCGGAUGCGAUUCGCCGCGGCGGCGACGGCUUCGCCGAACGGUUCGGGCGAACCAUCCGCAACCAUCAACGUCUGCUCGCCAUAAUAGACGACUUCAACGAGGUCUUUAGCGCCGGCAUGUUCGUUCAGAUGCUUUCGAGCACCACGAUGAUUUGCCUAACCGGCUUCCAAGCCGCCUUGGUCAUAGGCCAGAGCUCCAACACCUGCAAGUUCGCGAUAUACCUGAUGGCGGCCCUUUCGCAGCUCUUCUACUUCUGUUGGCUAGGAAACGAAGUGAUGUACCAGAGCGCGUCGUUGACGCGAAGUCAGUGGCUUUCGAAAUGGGAUGACGAGCUUUCCAGCAAGACUGGACGUCUGCUAAUACUGUCUAUAAUAUUUUCGAAAAGAACGAUAAAUCUGAAAGCAGGUGUGUUCUACGUCUUAUCCAUGGAUACAUUCACCGCGGUGAGUACAUCUUCAAAAAAGAUGCAACGACGAUCCAUCGUAUCCUCAGACCGGUUGAAUAUCGCGUGAUACUUCUGCGUGAUGGAA
Wasmannia auropunctata (little fire ant) is the source of this 1176-nucleotide messenger RNA. RefSeq names its product odorant receptor coreceptor-like. The annotation marks the transcript as partial. The transcript has 4 exons. Gene Ontology annotation, biological process: detection of chemical stimulus involved in sensory perception of smell; sensory perception of smell. NCBI's taxonomy places the organism in Eukaryota, Metazoa, Arthropoda, Insecta, Hymenoptera, Formicidae. Gene Ontology annotation, molecular function: olfactory receptor activity; odorant binding. Gene Ontology annotation, cellular component: plasma membrane. The record is from RefSeq and is a predicted model, not a curated record.